Molecule: messenger RNA, 1583 nt
Organism: Phragmites australis (common reed)
Lineage: Eukaryota; Viridiplantae; Streptophyta; Magnoliopsida; Poales; Poaceae
Product: amidase 1
Exons: 9
Coding region: 73-1398 (441 amino acids)
Source: RefSeq, a predicted model, not a curated record
UGAUUAUCCACAAUCCAGGUCAGCUAUCACUCUGCUCUGCUUGGGUUGAGGUGGAGAGAGUGAGGGUAAGGCAUGGAGAUGGGGUCGAAAGGUGGAGGAGACUACGGCGCCUUCAUGGAGAAAUUCGAGCUGGUGCCUCCUCAAUCUCAGGAGCAGCUCCCCCUGAGCGGCCUCACCUUUGCUGUCAAGGACAUCUUCGACAUCAGCGGCCGGGUCACUGGGUUCGGCAACCCGGACUGGGCGAGGACGCAUGCCCCCGCCGCCGCCACCUCCCCCGUCGUCCUGGCCACGCUGGCCGCUGGCGCCACCAGCAUCGGCACGACCGUCAUGGAUGAGAUGGCAUACAGCAUAAAUGGGGAGAACGCGCAUUACGGCACGCCGACUAAUCCGUGCGCCCCCGAUAGAGUUCCUGGGGGAUCCUCCAGUGGAUCAGCCGUCGCAGUGGCCGCGAAUCUUGUCGACUUUGCACUGGGCACGGACACCGGUGGGAGUGUCAGGGUACCUGCUGCCUAUUGUGGCAUAUUUGGACUCCGGCCUUCCCACGGAUUGGUUUCAAAAGAAAAUGUCAUUCCAAUGGCACAAAUGUUUGAUACUGUUGGGUGGCUGGCCAGAGAUCUCUCUACGUUAUCUCGUGUAAGCAACGUGCUGUUGCCGCUACCAGCUGACAACACUAUCAAGCAACCGACUCAAUUUACAGUUCCUACAGACUGUUUCCAGAUAUUAGGCUCUCCGAAUGACCAGACAUAUGAAAUUCUCAAUGCUUCAAUAGCCAAGAAAUUUGGUAGCCAUGCAGUAGACAAUAGGAACCUUGGUGAUUUCAUCUCCAAUAAUGUUCCGACUAUUGGAAAAUUCAUUGGUGACUUCUCCAAAAGCGAAGCGCCUUCUGUACCUGCUCUGUCUGUUAUUUCAUAUGUCAUGAGAUGCCUUCAAAGGUCUGAAUUCAAAGCUAACCACGCAGAGUGGGUCAACACCGUAAAGCCUAACCUCGGCCCUGGCAUCCGAGAGCGGGUACACGAGGCAAUUGCAUCAGGAGAUGGACCCAUUGGGGAUUUUCAUGCUGUGAGGACUGAAUUCAAGUCGGCACUUGCUGCUCUUGUCAAGGAUGAUGGAAUCCUUGCAAUCCCGACAGUUCCUGGUUCUCCACCAAAGCUGCACAUGGAGGCUGCUGCACUGGAAAACUUCCGUGCAAGAGCAUUCUCCCUGCUCUCGAUUGCUGGACUAUCUGGGGUUUGCCAGCUGAGCAUUCCGCUGGGCGUGCGCGAUGGUGUUCCAGUGUCAGUCUCGCUCAUGGCACGCCAUGGCGCGGACCAUUUCCUCCUGAAUGUAGCUCAUGAGCUGUACGAGACGCUCAAAGAGGAGGCCAAGAAAGCUUGGGGCUCAUCAGACUCCUCUCCUUGAGCCAUCAAUUAUACGCAAAACUGUUGUUCAAUCAAUUCUCGUUCGCUCUGUGUAUCCUGCUUGACUGGUUCUUGAUCUAGAUUUGGAUAUUGGUACAACAUUCUAUCCAUGCCAGGUGUAUACUCGUACUGAAAAGAGCGAGAGAAAAAACCUAUACAAGUUGUUUGCUUGAGUGUUUUUUUUUU